AUGGAUGUCAACAAACCCCCACCGUCCAUCACAGACAAAGCCUCCUGCCAUGAGGGUCAAGUCUCGCAGUACGAUGAGCGCAUGCCCGAGUCCCUCCGCAACCUCAGCGAGGAGGAGCUGCGCGACCUGCAGCGCCGACUCGUCCGCAAGGUCGACCUCUUGAACCUGGCCUCGGCCAAGCUGCAAGGCAUCACCGACGACCUGCACAUGAGCUCGGAGCAGUUCGCCACCGCCGUCUCCAUCCUGUUCGUCGGGUACCUCCCCUUCCAGGUGCCCAGCAACAUCCUGAUCACGCGCAUCUCACGACCGGGGCUGUACAUCUGCGUGGCCGUGGCCAUCUGGGGGUGCAUCUCCGCCGCCACGGCGGCAGUCAAGAACUACGGACAACUCCUCGCGGUGCGGGCGAUCCUGGGCAUCGCCGAGGCCGUCUUCUUCCCGGGGGCCAUCUACUACCUGUCAGCCUGGUACACCAAGAUCGAACUGGGUAAGCGCAUCGCGGGGCUCUACAUCGCGCAGCAGGUCGGCAACGCGUUCGGGGGCCUCUUCGCAGCCGCCAUCCUGCAGCUGGACGGGGUCCACAACAUCGCCGGAUGGCAGUGGCUCUUCAUCAUCGAGGGCAGCGCGACCGUGGGCAUCGGGCUACUGUGCGGGCUGAUCAUGCCGGAAUUCCCGCACAACAGCCGGCUCCUCUCACCGUUGCAGCGCGAUCUGGCCGUGUGGCGCAUCGAGUCCGAAGCCGGCGCGGCCGAGGGCAACGCGGACACCGAAAAAGAGAACCCACUCGAAGGCUUCCUGCACGCGCUAUCCGACCCCAAGCUCAUCCUCCUCAUCCUCGCCAACAUGCUCUCCCAAACCCAAGGCUCCAUCGCCAACUACUUCCCGACCCUCGUCUCUUCCCUCAAUUUCUCCGAGACGGUCAGCCUGCUCCUGACGGCGCCGCCGUACAUCCUGGCGGGCGCCGUCUACUACGGGAUCAUGUUCUACUCCGACCGGCGGAACACCGUCUACCCGCUGAUCCUGGGGUGCAUUGGUAUUGCGAUCGCGAUGUACGUGAUCCUGCUGGCGACGCUGAACACCGGCGCCCGCUACUUCGCCAUGAUGAUCCUGCCGUUCGCCUCCGUCGGCCCCCAGCUCCUCCUCUACAAGACCAUCAACCUGCACCUGGCGCGGCCGGUGGCCAAGCGCGCGGCGGCGUCGGCGCUGGUGAACGCCAUCGGCGGGACCUCGAAUAUCUGGGCCUCGUAUCUGUAUUACUCGUCACCGCAUUUCUAUGCUGCGUUUGGCACGCUGAUGGGGGCGGCGGUGCUACUGGCCGCCACGAUGACGGCGUACCGGUGGUUGGUGCUGCGCGAGAAUCGGCGGCUGGAUUCCGAGGUGGACGAAGAGGUGCGCAAGGCAAUGAAGGGGGGCGUCACGGAGGAGAUGGUGCGGUUGGGGUGGCGGUAUGAGAUGUAUUGA
This is a messenger RNA of Aspergillus aculeatus ATCC 16872, 1458 nucleotides long. RefSeq lists its product as uncharacterized. The transcript has 2 exons. Gene Ontology annotation, molecular function: transmembrane transporter activity. Gene Ontology annotation, biological process: transmembrane transport. Gene Ontology annotation, cellular component: membrane. Lineage: Eukaryota; Fungi; Ascomycota; Eurotiomycetes; Eurotiales; Aspergillaceae. The record is from RefSeq and is a predicted model, not a curated record. Bases 1 to 1458 code for a protein of 485 amino acids.